Messenger RNA from Medioppia subpectinata, 1854 nucleotides. The record is from the annotation of a GenBank genome assembly. Lineage: Eukaryota; Metazoa; Arthropoda; Arachnida; Sarcoptiformes; Oppiidae.
AUUUCUAAACUAAUCAUUAAUUUCGGGAAAAUUAUAAAUAAAAUGAACGAUAAUUACAAUGAAAAUGAAAUAAUUGAUGAAAAUUAUGUCAAUUUAAUGAAACAAGUGAUCAAUUAUUCACUCAAUUUCUAUAACAAAGACAUUAACUAUGAGUUCCCGCGACUCAUGGACUCAAACGGGGAUCCAUUGGUUCUUCAGCCGUCGCUCUUCCCUAUGGUUUGGCCCACCGUUUACUUUACCACUGAAGACGAGUCCAUGUCUUCGGUGCCAAACAAACUCAAACCGUAUCUGAAAUGGAAAUUGUCUUCAAUCACUGCCAACACAAUGAAGACAGUGGUCACCAAAUCUGGUUUCCGUCUCUUAAGAGACAAGAAUCAGAAGGUUUACAAGAAUUGGAGCGCCAUUUGGUGUAAACACUUGAAGAGCGUUGACUUCAAGACAAUCAAAGACUACCAGAAAGUAAACCAUUUUCCCGGAAGUUUUCAUUUCGGCCGCAAAGACAAAUUGUGGCAAAACUUGCGCUCAAUGUCUGCCAAACACGGCUUUGAAGUGUUCGGUCACUUCCAUCCGCCGACGUUUGUCUUACCCCACGACUGGACACAACUCAAAAAGUAUUGGAUUAAUUCUGGCGAAGAACUGGUGUUUAUACUGAAGCCUCCGGCCUCUGCCAGAGGACAGGGCAUUAAAAUCAUCAAUACGUUCAGUGAUAUACCAAAGACAUCGAGAACUAAACUCAAACACAAUCUUAAGUCACAAUACGUGGUUCAGAAGUAUAUAACUAAUCCGUGUCUACUCUAUAAUGAAACCAAAUUUGAUCUUCGGGUGUAUGUGUUGAUCACAUCUAUAGAUCCAUUGAGAGUCUAUAUCUAUGACGACGGACUCGUGAGGUUUGCUUCGCAUAAAUACUCGGAUGACAUCCAAAACAAUAGAGACAAUCAAUUCAUGCAUUUAACUAAUUAUAGUGUAAAUAAAAAUAACUUAAAUUAUGUCCCAAAUCAUGACAUCAACGGCCAAACGGGGAACAAAUGGACGCUUAAAACUUUGUGGCGAUAUUUUAAUCACUCGUGCAAAGAGGUUGACGUCGAAGCCAUCAUUAGUUCCAUAGAAGACAUGAUAACUAAGACAAUAAUAAGUUGCGAACCAUUUGUUUCCAAAUUAGUUAAGGAGAAUGUGAAGAGUAGGUACUCUUGUUUUGAACUCUUGGGCUUUGAUAUAAUGCUCGACAACGCAUACAAGCCGUGGCUCUUAGAGGUUAAUAUAUCGCCGAGUCUUCGGUCGGACUCCUCUCUGGACAGUGCCGUCAAAAUUCCUUUAAUCAAAGAUAUGUUUAAUCUAAUCGGACAUCAAAUUCCUCCUAAUUUUAAACGAAUGGAAACUUUUGCCGAAUUUAUUUGUUUUAAUCGUCAUUACUAUUCAGCAGUUCUCACAGACGAAGAAAUAAUUAAACACAAGAAGUAUGUCUCCUCUUUCGUCGACAAUUCAUUUGCAGAAACGGCUGAAAUUGUCACUCAUUUGACUGAUGAAGACAUUCGUAUAUUAAUGGAAUCGGAGGAUGAAUUCUCAAGAGCCGGUCGUUUCAAACGAUUGCUUCCUUCAGCCAAAUCUCGACAUUAUCUCAAAUAUUUUGAUCAACUCUUGUACUCAAAUCUACUUUUAGACGAAUGGGAACAACAAUACAGUGAUAACAGAGAAAAAGGAAUUGAAAGAAUACGAGAACUCGUUUCGAGCAGACAUCACAUGUUUUACAACAAUUCAGAACUUUUCAACACAUUUUUACGCAAUUUUCAGAUCAACGAUAGCUUUGAAGAAAACGACGCCGUUCUCGUCAUCCGUUUUUUCCAUUUCGACUAUAUU